Auanema sp. JU1783 is the source of this 1347-nucleotide messenger RNA. The record is from the annotation of a GenBank genome assembly. NCBI's taxonomy places the organism in Eukaryota, Metazoa, Nematoda, Chromadorea, Rhabditida, Rhabditidae.
AUGAUUGGAUAUCGAUUUUUUGUGCUUUUUCUGGUCACAAGUUCUGUUUCAUUCAUGUUCGCCAACAGAAUUGUGUUCGGUCUGACUGUUCUGUGUCAAGUGAAACCCGAUAUCAAUGGAACAAGUGAAUACUAUUUGAAUGAUUCUUCUCAACAAACGUGGAUGUACACCAUCAUAGCUAUUGGUUCUUGUAUUGGACCAAUUCCAUUAUAUUGGGGAGACAAACUUAGCACAAAAUUAUUAUUAAUUAUCUAUGGAACUAUAUCAGCUUUAUCAUCAUUAUUAUAUCCAUUAGCUGAUAGUUCUGGCUUCACAAUGGCCAUGAUAACACGUUUCUUUGCUGGUUUCGCUCAAGCUAGUCAAUCAUAUUUUUCAAACGAACUUGUACUUACAUGGGCAGGUGUAGACGAACGAUCUUUCUUUUUUAGUUUCAUAUUAGGAUCUGCUCAAUUUGGAUCAUUAAUAGCAAUGGCAUUAGGUGGCGAACUAUGCUCAACAUUAGGCUGGGAAGUUGUAUAUUAUCUAUUAGGAUUAUUAACACUCCUAAGUACAAUCGUCUCAGCAUAUUAUUAUAAUGAUAAUGUACAGAAUGCAAGAUUAUGCUCAGAUAAUGAGAAAAAACGAAUAUUACAAGGAAAGAGUGUGGUAAACAAAAGUGAAAAAGUGCCAUACAAAUCACUAUUGUUGGAUAAAACAAUAAUUGUUGCCAUCUUUCUAUUUGUUUGUUAUAAUAUAGGAAUGAUCGUAUUUCAACAAUAUAUUCCUACAUAUUUCAAUGAUCAAUUGGGUAUAUCAAUACGUGGAACUGGCUACUUUGCUGCUAUUCCUAUGGCAAUAGCCAUUGCUCUCAAAAUUGUUUUGGGACGUGUAUUGGACCUCGACCUCGGUUUUAGCAAAACAGUUACUUUCAAUAGUCUGGUUAUCAUAAUUGAGUUAGUGGCUGGCAUAGCACUUUUUCUGACUGGGAUGACGAACGAUCAAACACUUUCAUUAAUUUAUUCCAUGAUCUAUGGCUCAUUGCAUUUAUUUGUUCCUGUCAUCACAAACAGGACAAUCCAAGCUGUUGCUCAUCAGCAUGCACAUUUUGCAAUGAACAUCAGUAUGAUUUUAACCGGCUUAUCACAAAUACUAGUUCCUCUAUGUGUGCAGCUAAUCUUAUCAUACGGUCAAGGAAACAAUUGGUCUUUAUUAUUCACUCUAACUGCCAUACUGACAAUAGGAUCAACUAUUAUUUAUAUUAUAUUUGCACGUGUUAAAUUAGCAUCUUGGGUACAAAAAGUACCAGAACAGACGUCAAAUCGAUACACUAAGAAGUCAUCCGUAGCAGAUUUCGACAUGAAAAUUUAA